Messenger RNA from Aspergillus tanneri, 930 nucleotides. Its product is annotated as aldo/keto reductase. Bases 1 to 930 code for a protein of 309 amino acids. Lineage: Eukaryota; Fungi; Ascomycota; Eurotiomycetes; Eurotiales; Aspergillaceae. The record is from RefSeq and is a predicted model, not a curated record. The transcript has 4 exons. Gene Ontology annotation, molecular function: aldose reductase (NADPH) activity. Gene Ontology annotation, cellular component: cytosol.
AUGGCGACCACCUUCAAACUCAACACGGGAACAAAAAUCCCUGCAGUUGGAUUUGGAACCUGGCAGGACGUAGGACAACAAGAGCAGGCCGUAGCUGAAGCGAUUAAACAGGGAUACCGCCACAUCGACACGGCUCGCGUAUACGAAACAGAGAAGGCAGUGGGAGCGGCCAUUAGAAAGAGCGGAGUGCCUCGCGAGCAGCUUUUUAUCACAACUAAGCUCUGGAACAACAAACAUCACCCAGAUGACGUCGCUCAGGCUCUCCAGGAUUCGCUCGACGAUCUGCAAUUGGAUUAUGUAGACCUUUUCCUAAUGCAUUGGCCAGUGGCUUGGAGACGAGGUUCCGAGCUUUUCCCCAAGGAGAAUGGGAAGAUUGCAGUGGUGGACAUUGACUAUGUCGAUACAUACAAAGCCAUGGAGAAAUUGUUAUCCACCGGCAAAGUCAGAGCUAUUGGUGUUUCGAACUUCUCGAAGGGCGAGAUGGAACGCUUGCUGCAGAAUUCCUCCGUCGUCCCUGCAGUGCAUCAGCUAGAAGGCCACCCAUGGUUGCAACAGCGUGCAUUUGCCGACUGGCACAAAUUGAAAGACAUCCAUGUGACCCAUUAUUCGCCCUUCGGAAACCAGAAUGAGUUCUAUACGGACGGUGGUACUAUUGGCAAACUCAUCGAUGACCCUGUGCUGGUAGAGAUUGGAGAGAAGUACAACAAAAGUUCUGCGCAAGUUGCUCUGGCAUGGGGAAUUACACGGGGACAUUCGGUGCUCCCUAAAUCAAAGACACCCUCGAGGAUCAAAGCAAACCUUGAAGGUGACUUCCAGCUGAAUACAGACGAUGUGCAAAAGAUCCAGGAGAUUGACAAAAAGCUUCGAUUCAACGACAGCAGUGUGGACUUUGGCCGUGAAUUCUUCUCCGAUUUAGAUGGCAAAAAAUAA